Messenger RNA from Myotis myotis, 1217 nucleotides. RefSeq names its product mitochondrial transcription rescue factor 1 (gene MTRES1). The coding region runs from base 337 to 1056 and encodes 239 amino acids. The record is from RefSeq and is a predicted model, not a curated record. NCBI's taxonomy places the organism in Eukaryota, Metazoa, Chordata, Mammalia, Chiroptera, Vespertilionidae. The transcript has 4 exons.
GGGGGUAGUGGGGUUAAGAGGUUCGUUGGUUUGUUCUGAAUGAGAAAUAACACCAUGCUGAUGAGAAUGGUUCACUAGAAAGUGAAAAAUCACUGUUGGAACUUUCUGUUUCCUCAAAGCUCAUUCCCGACCACUUUUGCCAUCAGAACUCUCCUCAGGCAUCCCUGCUCUGGCUCCAGCCUGCGCAAGAACAGCCUCCUCGACCUCAGCUUUCACUCAAUGUUCUCUGACACCCACAUUCCACUUCAGUGGCAGCUUCUUGGCAGGACUGUGUCUUAUGUAGCCCUCGCUGGCCACUUGGCAUGUGAGUGGAAGUAGGAAUAGGUUAUAUGCACCAUGGCUAUGACUAGUGUCAGAUUGCCCACCAGUAUUUUAAGAAAGCCAGAUGCCUGGAUUGGACUCUGGGGAGCGCUACGAGGGACACCUUCACACAAACUCUGUGCUUCCUGGAAUCGGUACUUCUGUUUUUCUAGUACCAAAUUAAAUGCACCAAGUUAUAAAACACUUUUCCAUAACAUUUUCUCACUGAGACUCCCAGGACUUUUAAUAGCUCCAGAAUAUAUUUUCCCGUUUUCUAUAAGACUCAAAAGUAAUAUAAGCUCUAAAAAAUCCACUAAAAAGACUCUGCAGAAAGUUGAAGCUGAAGAGGACUCUGAUGAAGAGAGCGAUCAUGAAGUGAGUGAGCAAGAAGAGGAGCUGGAGGAUGACCCCAGUGUGGUCAAAGACUAUAAAGACCUGGAGAAAGUAGUGCAGUCUUUUCGGUAUGAUAUUAUCCUGAAGACAGGCCUAGAUAUUGGCAGAAACAAAGUGGAAGAUGCAUUCUACAAAGGUGAACUCAGGCUGAACGGGGAAAAAUUAUGGAAGAAGAGCAGAACGGUGAAAGUGGGAGAUACGUUGGAUAUUCUAAUUGGAGAAGAUAAGGAAACAGAAACAGAGGUAGUGAUGCGGAUUCUCCUGAAAAAAGUGUUUGAAGAGAAGACUGAAAAUGAAAAAUACAGAGUGGUCUUACGACGGUGGAAAAAGUUAAAAUUGCCUAAAAAGAGUGUGAUGAAAUAAAUGGAUUGCUUUUUAACAAUAAAGCGUUUUCUACUGGUCGGGGAAGGAGCGAGCUCAGAAAGCAGGCAUUUUUAUUCAGAUAAAGUUCUCACCAUUUGUGGAAUCUGCUGAACCAUGUUGGAGCAAUCAGGAUCCAUAUCUUGGAGUCUACCCAGCCUGGA